Cylas formicarius (sweet potato weevil) is the source of this 1672-nucleotide messenger RNA. RefSeq names its product BCL2/adenovirus E1B 19 kDa protein-interacting protein 3 (gene BNIP3). Lineage: Eukaryota; Metazoa; Arthropoda; Insecta; Coleoptera; Brentidae. The transcript is spliced from 3 exons. Gene Ontology annotation, biological process: positive regulation of apoptotic process; mitochondrial outer membrane permeabilization. Gene Ontology annotation, cellular component: mitochondrial envelope; mitochondrial outer membrane; nucleus. Bases 163 to 801 code for a protein of 212 amino acids. The record is from RefSeq and is a predicted model, not a curated record.
AAGACAAAAACAAACGAUAGGAGUCGUAGCAAGCAACGCUUGUUGUGUGUUGUCACGUACGCAGUUUUGUGAAAAAUCAUCUUUGUACAUUGUUGAAUUGACUUUCGAUAAUUAAUUCGAUAUAUUUCAAUUCAUUAGUGCGAAAUUUAAAACUAUUACAAGAUGUCAUCUUCCAAAUUAAGCACCGGAACAGAUGAUCUCUUAGGAGUUUCAUGCGAAAAUCUCCCGCAUUUUGUAGAAUCCUGGGUUGAGGUCGGCACUGGCUCAUCCUCCCGAGAUGGAGGCACUCCGGUAUCGAUUACUCAACAUUUAAUCGUGGAAGACUAUUUACGCUUACUACGUGAAGCUCAAGAAUCGACUCAGUCGUCCGCUAGAGAUUCGCUAGCCGGAUCGCGACGCACUUCCCCCCGCAGCAGCCCUAAAUCCCCCCCAAAUAGUCCGGUAGUUCAGGGAUCUUCCCUUAAUUUGGAAUGGCAAACUUACUACAUGAAUUCUGAGAUGACUUCCGAAUCCAGAGAGACUAGCGAGGUACAGAAUGAUUUUGACUUGAUGACUGAUUGGAGCAGUCGUCCAGAUCAGCUGCCUCCUAAAAGCUGGAGCUUUAGAUCUGGCCGCACACGUGACAUGCUCAGCAUUCGUCACGCAAGAGUUGGUAAGAAUAGCAUUUUUUCGAAAAAGGGGCUGUGCACCCUGUUUUUGACCAACAUCAUUUCGGUCAUCUUGGGAACUGGUAUUGGUUUAUGGUUGAGCAGGCACGGUUUCAGCUCCGUCCCCAGAUUGAUUGAACUCAAGCUACGUUAAUUCAGCAAUGGCAGCGUUCAAAGCUACAGAUUAAAAUGCUUGGUGUGAUUAAAUGUACUGAAAUUGUAUUGGUCAUUCUAAUGUUAACUUAGUCUACGAGGUGUAUAGUUUUUGAUAAAAAUAACGAUUACUUCUUUUCCUAUACAUAGGCACACCAGGUAUUUAUUUCUGACACAUAUUUUCCUUGUUGUUCUAAACAUUGUUUUCUUUAAUACUUUGACACGCUGCCGUUUAAAUGAGACUGGCAAUUUUUUCUAUUACUCUAGUUUUAGUGGCAAAUCCACUUGUAUUUGUUUAUUGCCCAUGUGCAAAAUGGAUUGCUGUUACGAAUUCGUUCGUUUGAUGGUAGCGGAAACGCCAAUCUUUAAUAAUAUCAAUUUUUGAAACUAUAAUGGAAUUGAAGAUUGGCUGAAUGCUAUUUUUUCAAAAACGACUUAAUUUUUAUCCCGUUGUUAAAAAAAAAUACAUUUCGGCUAGUGAUUAUUUAUUUGUAUACUCGGUUUUGCGCAUGGGCAUCACUACAUUUGUAUUUUUAAUAUAAAAAAUAAUUAACAAUUAUUUAUAUUUUUGUUAUGUAUCAUAUUAACAAAUUGAUACAAGCGGCCGUUUUUAUCUUUUUUAUUCCGCCGAAUUAAGUUAUUCUUCAAAUGAACUUAGUAAUUUUAAAAUGUGCCAUGAUAAGUGAGCCAGUAAAAAUAAAACAGGUAAAAACGGUUGCCCUAUUUAUAUAUACGUCACAGAUUCGGUUGUUUGUUAAAUUUUUCCACGUUUAACGUGGAUCUGAAUGUGUUAGAUUUUCCAGGAGUCGGUAUAUCUGUAAAACAUCGCAGUGUUUUUCACAUAAUCGCAAAUAAAUUUUAUAAAACAAACA